GAAGUUGACAUCUGCCCCCUUUUACCACAUUUGUCCACAAAAUGCACACUGACUGCAAUGAAAUCUCUCCAUUUGCUACCCACACAACGGAAGUUGAACAAGUCCAACCAAAAUGAUGAGUGUUUCCCUCGUGGCAUUUUUCACAUUACGACUAGUCCUCCUUCUGCUGCACUUUCGCGAAAUAAGUUGCGACGACGAUGAAGAAACUCCAAGUAAUAACGACUCGUACAAGUAUAAUCCAAAAUUGCCAACGGCAUCGGCUGAGCGGUUCGACCCAACCUUGGCUCAACCGAGGGUGACCUUAUCGCAGGGGACGUAUCUCGGCCGGACUUACUCGUCCCGGUCGGGCAGACGGUAUCACGCUUUUGUCGGGAUAAGAUACACAAAACGGGUCGAGAGAUUUCAGCAGAUGGCUGAACUACCCGACGCUUCCAACGCGACGAUCAACGCCACAUCGUACGGACCCUUCUGCCUACAACAGGAAUGGUUCAAAAGUAAAGUUAUCGGGGAGGAAGAUUGUCUCUUCAUUAAUGUGUACAUUCCGGAAAUGAAGAAAAUGGGACCGACAGCAGCAGAAGAUGAAGCAGGAGGAGGACCACAACGGGAUAAGAAGAACCACAAUAACACUUCUGGAGGAGAAAGCACGCCUCCAAUUUCAACAAUGUUUUACAUUCACGGAGGAGCCUUCUUGUUCGGGUCGGGAAACGUCUACUUGCCCGAUUACCUGCUGGAUGAGGAGGAUGUUAUUCUUAUCACGAUGAAUUACAGGUCAGGCUUUUCUCAUUGUUUAUCUAUUAUCCUUCUUGUCAUGUUACAUGUUACUCAUCCGUGACCUUAAUACGCGUCGGCAUGCAUAAAUAUUAAGGCGCAAUAUAAGUUGUUGCCAAAAAAAUUGCCAUUUUUUACUACCCGGUGGACACAAAUCGGAUAAAUUAUAAAUAAAUACAUAACGUUAUUCACAGUCAGAGAAAAUACUUUUUAUAUGAGGAAAGAGGGAUUUCACAUAAAUAAAAUCCCUGCAUUAUUGGAAUAGGCUUAAAUCUCCUACACGGGGCCCAACCUUUGCCGGUUUUACGAGCUGUAAGUAUUUAGCUAGGUAUGAAAUCCUUCACAUCAAAGGAUUUCUCUAAAGCCCU
Folsomia candida is the source of this 1136-nucleotide messenger RNA. Its product is annotated as esterase SG1-like. Lineage: Eukaryota; Metazoa; Arthropoda; Collembola; Entomobryomorpha; Isotomidae. The record is from RefSeq and is a predicted model, not a curated record. The transcript is spliced from 3 exons. Bases 113 to 832 code for a protein of 239 amino acids.